AACAGAUUGACUGAGACCCCUCCAUUUCACAACAAGCAAAAACACAAGGGCGCGGGCGCACACACACACAAACACACACACCCCCUCCGUACCCCCCACUCCCUUUUUAAGCAAUGCUUUGUUGUGCUAAAACUAGUUGGACGAGUUAGGGUGUUACUGCUGCUCCCGAGGCCCUGGCCAAUAGAACCAGAUCCACCCCGCUGUGCGUAAGCGCGCAAUUAAGGAUUUAACCAAGGCAGUGCUGCGUCUCAGCCAGCAGUCUGCCGGCCGGAGACAGAGACUCCAAGACUCCCAGCCUCCUCCUCGCCGCGGCCGCCGCCUCCUCCUUCUCUCCUCCUCCUCUUCCUCCUCCUCCCUCGCUCCCACAGCCAUGUCUGCUUAGACCAGAGCAGCCCCACAGCCAACUCGGGCAGCCGCCGCCGCCACAACAGCAAAGACAGCCGCUGCCGCCGCCCGUGAGCGAUGACAGGAGUGUUUGACAGAAGGGUCCCCAGCAUCCGAUCCGGCGACUUCCAAGCUCCGUUCCAGACGUCCGCAGCUAUGCACCAUCCUUCUCAGGAAUCGCCAACUUUGCCCGAGUCGUCAGCUACCGAUUCUGACUACUACAGUCCUACGGGGGGAGCCCCGCACGGCUACUGCUCUCCUACCUCCGCUUCCUAUGGCAAAGCGCUCAACCCCUACCAGUAUCAGUAUCACAGCGUGAACGGCUCCGCCGGGAGCUACUCAGCCAAAGCUUAUGCCGACUAUAGCUACGCCAGCUCCUACCACCAGUACGGCGGCGCCUACAACCGCGUCCCAAGCGCCACCAACCAGCCAGAGAAAGAAGUGGCCGAGCCCGAGGUGAGAAUGGUGAAUGGCAAACCAAAGAAAGUUCGUAAACCCAGGACUAUUUAUUCCAGCUUUCAGCUGGCCGCGUUACAGAGAAGGUUUCAGAAGACUCAGUACCUCGCCUUGCCGGAACGCGCCGAGCUGGCCGCCUCGCUGGGAUUGACACAAACACAGGUGAAAAUCUGGUUUCAGAACAAAAGAUCCAAGAUCAAGAAGAUCAUGAAAAACGGGGAGAUGCCCCCGGAGCACAGUCCCAGCUCCAGCGACCCAAUGGCGUGUAACUCGCCGCAGUCUCCAGCGGUGUGGGAGCCCCAGGGCUCGUCCCGCUCGCUCAGCCACCACCCUCAUGCCCACCCUCCGACCUCCAACCAGUCCCCAGCGUCCAGCUACCUGGAGAACUCUGCAUCCUGGUACACAAGUGCAGCCAGCUCAAUCAGUUCCCACCUGCCGCCACCCGGCUCCUUACAGCACCCGCUGGCGCUGGCCUCCGGGACACUCUAUUAGAUGGGCUGCUCUCUCUUACUCUCUUUUUUGGGACUACUGUGUUUUGCUGUUCUAGAAAAUCAUAAAGAAAGGAAUUCAUAUGGGGAAGUUCGGAAAACUGAAAAAGAUUCAUGUGUAAAGCUUUUUUUUUUUUUUGCAUGUAAGUUAUUGCGUUUCAAAGGACCCCCCCUUUUUUUACAGAGGACUUUUUUUGCGCAACUGUGGACACUUUCAAUGGUGCCUUGAAAUCUAUGACCUCAACUUUUCAAAAGACUUUUUUCAAUGUCAUUUUAGCCCUGUAAAUAAGUGUAGAUAGAGGAAUUAAACUGUAUAUUCUGGAUAAAUAAAAUUAUUUCGACCAUGAAAA
Messenger RNA from Piliocolobus tephrosceles (Ugandan red Colobus), 1678 nucleotides. It is a transcript of the gene DLX5, whose product is annotated as distal-less homeobox 5. Gene Ontology annotation, molecular function: DNA-binding transcription factor activity, RNA polymerase II-specific; RNA polymerase II cis-regulatory region sequence-specific DNA binding. The transcript is spliced from 3 exons. The record is from RefSeq and is a predicted model, not a curated record. The coding region runs from base 463 to 1332 and encodes 289 amino acids. NCBI's taxonomy places the organism in Eukaryota, Metazoa, Chordata, Mammalia, Primates, Cercopithecidae. Gene Ontology annotation, biological process: regulation of transcription by RNA polymerase II; cell differentiation; anatomical structure formation involved in morphogenesis.